GACGACGGACAGACUGUUGGAAAAUAGGAUGGGCGCUGGGGGGCGGUGUGGGAAGGAAGACGGGGUGCAGCGAGGAUGGGGGUGCUGGCUGGAAGAGGGGCUGCGCCUCCGAGAAGCCUGCCUUUGUCCCCUCCCCUCCCGUCUCCCGGGGGAAGAGCGUCCGCGUCUGCCCGCCCCCAAGGCUAGGGCGGAGGCCCCACGCAAAGCCCCGGCACCGCGGCUCCUCACUCGCUGCGGAGUCUCCACCACAAGCCCCUCCUUUCCUGAUCAGCCGCGGUCCUUGGAGCGGCCACUUAGCCCGGGUUCCGACCGAGGCCCGAGGCUGGUUUUGCUCCCGAAGAUGAACUGGACGGCCGCCACGUGCUGGGCUCUGCUGCUGGCCGCCGCCUUCCUCUGCGACAGCGUCGCGGCCAAGGGCGGCAGGGGUGGGGCUCGCGGCAGCGCCCGGGGAGCCCUGCGCGGGGGUGCGCGCGGGGCCCCGAGGGUGCGAGUGAGGCCGGCUCCCCGCUAUGCCGGCUCCUCCCUGCGCGUGGCCGCGGGGGCGGCUGCGGGGGCGGCCGCGGGGGCGGCCGCAGGCCUGGCUGCGGGCUCGAGCUGGAGGAGGGCCUCGGCGCCUGGGGAGCGUGGCCUGGAGGACGACGAGGACGGGGCACCCGGUGGCAACGGAACGGGUGGAGGCAUCUACAGCUACCGGGCGUGGACUUCGGGCACCGGGCGCACGUGCGGCGCCCGCGUCUGCCUACUGCUGGGUGGUGCCCUUGGCGCCCUGGGGCUGCUACGGCCCUAGGCCCAGCUGGGGCCGGCUGGGACCCAGGGCAGAUCUGCCGCCCAGCCCACGCCCUCCUGGCAGCCCCUGAGGUCCACCGCAAAGGC
Phacochoerus africanus (Common warthog) is the source of this 873-nucleotide messenger RNA. RefSeq names its product shadow of prion protein (gene SPRN). The record is from RefSeq and is a predicted model, not a curated record. Bases 29 to 787 code for a protein of 252 amino acids. The transcript is spliced from 2 exons. Gene Ontology annotation, biological process: protein import into nucleus. Lineage: Eukaryota; Metazoa; Chordata; Mammalia; Artiodactyla; Suidae. Gene Ontology annotation, molecular function: nucleic acid binding. Gene Ontology annotation, cellular component: membrane; nucleus.